Molecule: messenger RNA, 690 nt
Organism: Postia placenta MAD-698-R-SB12
Lineage: Eukaryota; Fungi; Basidiomycota; Agaricomycetes; Polyporales; Adustoporiaceae
Exons: 5
Coding region: 1-690 (229 amino acids)
Source: RefSeq, a predicted model, not a curated record
AUGUGCUCUCAUAUUCUGCCUGCUUACACUCCAAACAUCGACCAUGAAUCUUCGACCACGUCCAUCGUGCUUGCCUUGCUGACACUCAGCCCCAUCCUCAUCAAUCCCGCGUAUGCGGUACUCGUGGUUCAGACGCGUGAGCUAUUCUUUCUUGAGAUGUGGGCCGGGCAGAUGCUCUGUGAAGCAUUCAACUGGGGUUUGAAACACAUCAUCAAGGAGAAGCGUCCAAAUUUUGAGCUGGGCGACGGCUACGGCUUCCCUUCUUCACACAGCCAAUGGAUGGGCUACUUUGCGGCGUUCUUGCUCUGUCACAUCACCUUUUGCCACCGGUUCGUAUCAACAGGAUACCGACUGCUUGACCUUGCCUGGAGAAGCCUAGCCGAACUCGUGUGCAACAGCUACCAUCUAUCAUACCACAGCGCUCAUCAAGUUCUAUGGGGUGUAUUGAUCGGCGCAUUCUUCGGCACAUCUUACUACACCGUCAUCGAGCUCAUUCCCUGCAAGUAUCCAGCGUCAACUCUUGGACAGGUCCGUGCGGCCGUGCUCUCAAACCCAAUCUCCUCUUGGUUCAGGCUCCGUGACGGAUGGGCAGUGUGGGGCGAUAGUGGGACGGAAGACCAAUGGCAACGCUGGCGAAGCGAGUGGAACAGACGAAGGUUGCAGAUCCAAAAGGAUAUAAAGCGCGAAUAA